Pogona vitticeps (central bearded dragon) is the source of this 6259-nucleotide messenger RNA. The record is from RefSeq and is a predicted model, not a curated record. Lineage: Eukaryota; Metazoa; Chordata; Lepidosauria; Squamata; Agamidae.
CUCGUCCUUUGGCCGCCACCGCCACCAGCAGCGCCUGUGGUGCGGAGCCUUCGAGAGCCGGCGCUCAUGCGCACUGGCGGCGGGGCUCGCGCGCUGUCCUCUGCUGCUCCGCUUGUGCUCCUCCUCUUGCUGCUGCUGCUGCUGGCGUUGGCGCGGCGGCUUUUAUUGCUGCUGGCGUGUGUGUGUGUUUCCCGCUCCUCGUUCUCUCCUCACGAGCAAAGGCUGCUUGCUUUCCUCCUGCGCUCUCUGCCCCUGAGAAACCUUCUUUUUUUUCUGGCGGGGGCGGGGUGGAGGGGGGCUGAGACGUUGUGUUUGGACAACAGUCCUGUCCCUCUCAGCCCUCUCCUCUCCUGUUCAAUGGGCUAAGCCGGGGCGAGGAGGGAAGGGAGCGGGCUUGGGCGACGAGCUGUCAGGACGCGGCUCCGGCCAGGCUCGAGGUUCUCGAGGCUUGCGGGCUUUUUGGAACCGCGGGCUCCGCCGCUUUGGCGCUGCAGUGCCGGCAGCCGCCUCUGGGGGCGUGGUGCCUGCGGCUGAAAGGACGCCCCCUCUCCGCCGGCGGGGAGCUUCGGGUCGGCCGCUGCCCGGGUAGCCGCCGGGGUCGCUGGUGGAGACAUAAUUUGGAGUUAUAGAUCACUUCAACGUCAGAACGACUACAGAGGCCCCAAGUGCAUAUGUUUUGCUUCCUCAUUGAAAUUGCAUGACCACAUCUGUGAGAAGUGACAGCAAAUUGAGGUCUCCUAACACUCACUCAUCAAUUUCCAUUGAAUGGGCUCAGUACGUCUUAUGAAGAAACUCUUCAGUGCAGACACAAAUGUCUCAUGGGGAUUAAUCACCACAACCCCUGAUAUCAUCUUCUUUUUACAUCAUGGGUCCAGACAGUAAUUUCUUAAGCACAGGUUUGCUUCAUAUCAUCGUAUGGGGAGGCUUGGCAGCCAUGACAAUGCUUCUCGUCCUCAGUUUCCUUCUUUUCCUGUGCUCUAGCUGUGACAGGGAGAAGAGACCCAAGCACCAGAAUGGAGACCAUGAAAAUCUGAUGAAUGUGCCCUCUGAUAAGGAGGCAUUUAGCCACUCUGUCACAAGUCUGACCACAGAUCCACUUGCCAGCAGUGAACAAAAUGGUGGACUCAGCAAUGGUGAUGUUCUAUCAGAAGAUAGCACAACUGCUUGCAUCCAGCCUUAUGAAGAAGUGCAGACCUCUGUUACAGAUCUGUUGGAACCACAGGAUAGUCUAGGAAGGUCUUUAAAAUGUCACCAAAGCCGAGAACUUCCCAGAAUCCCUCCAAAUAGUGCCAUAGAAACUAUUCUAUCUACAAGAAAUACAGAAAAUGACCAGAGUCUGGCCACAGAGGGACCUUAUGAAGUGCUGAAAGACAGCUCCUCGCAGGAAAACAUAGUUGAGGACUGCUUGUAUGAAACUGUGAAGGAAAUUAAGGAUCCAGGAACAACAACCAAUACAGAGAAGAGCAAAUCAAAAGCUAUAGUGAUUGUUAAUGGGAGUCUAAAUCAUGUUCUUGAGCGCAAGAUGGAAUCGGCUGAAUAUGCCUCUGUAGACAGAAAUAAAAAAAGCCGUCAGAGUGCUAAUUCAGAGAGUCCUCUAAGCAGCACUCCUGACGUGGAAGAUGAAGCUCCUCCUCCAGUACCCAUGAAACUCCUUGAUGAAAAUGAGAAUGAGCAGGAAAAAGCAGUCAAAGAAGAGGAAGAGGUGAUGGAAGGGCCUAGCGAGCCUGACAAGAGGCUUAGUUCAUUGUCUUACAAAUCACGAGAAGAUGAUCCAUCUCUUACAGAAGAAGAGAUUUCAGCAAUGUACUCUUCUGUAAACAAACCAGGGCAGGCCAACAGAAACCUGGAAUCUACAUAUACCUGUAUCCCAGAAAUUGUACCUCCAAAAUCACCAUCCAUUUGCAGUGGCCUCUAUGCCAGUGUGAAGGACUUGGAAAAUAUCCCAAACUGUACCACUAUGCCUCAGUCAUCAGAGAGACUAAAUGGGGAGUUAGAGCCAGACUACGAAGCAAUACAGACUUUAAAUCGUGAAGAAGACAGAAACGGUUUGGUUCUGAAUAGCAGCCAGUCACUCCUCUCCCAAGAGAACGACUAUGAAAGUAUUGGAGACUUGCAGCAAAACAAGGAUAUCACAAGGCUUUAACUAUGUCAGACACACAUUUAUGAGUUAUGAUAACUGAUCUACUGGCACACAUUUCAAGAUACCCAAGUUGGAUUCACUUUGCAUCUUGAUCACUUUCAAGCUUGGCUCAUAGAUGAAUGUGUGAAAUUGUGUCCAAUUUCACAAGCAUUUCAUUUGCCAUGAGGGCAGGAUAUGAAAGCUCAGCCUGGGAUAUUUGAUCACUGGUGGCUGUUGAACACAUGCAGGUCAACUUGUAUAUCUGGUCUUGCUCUGGGAAUUGGAAAAGGGGCUGUUACUCUUUCUGAAGAACAGAGAAGGGCCACGGGGAAGAAGAAAUAAGCUUUUGGGGGAAAAUAUUUGUAUGUUUUGCCAAAAUGUGCAGUAUUACUUGCCUGCUCAUGUGGAUGGUGGUGACCACAAUAAGAGACAGAUAAAAAAAUCCAGGUGGAAGGUACUAAAAAGACCUCAAUGUUUGGUGAAAAGUGCCAUGGUUUGUCACUUAAUUUAUAGAGUGUGUGUGUGAAAAGAAAAUGAGAGAUAUAUCCAAAUACACAUUGCCAUUAAAAAUCCAGGCUUCAAUUUACAUUAAAAUACUAUUUUGUCAUGUAUUUCAAACAUUUUAUGACAGUGUACUGUACUAGCACCCUGUAGACUAUUUUAGGAUGUUUUCAUACAUGCCUCACACCGUAUGUUUGUGGUGUUUGGUACGCACAGCACAAUAUUACCUAUUCACAUAUAAGAGCAAAGUGCUAGUUUGCAGUAACAUAUUAUACACAAUCACAGGGAUUUUGGGUCUCCAUUUCUGAGAAAUUACAACCUAUGUGUUUGGAAGUAGCUUGCAGUCUCAUUUGGUCUAUUGUGGUCUUACAGCAAGGGUGGACAGUUUUGGUAGCUCCAGGGGCCAGUUUUCUAUACUUCUAGGGAGCCACAUAGAUGGCAAAAAAUGCUGAGAAAUACCAAAAAGCAAUCCUAUGGGUGGCAAGUGACCACUUCCAGUUUUUUAAAAAUGUGAACUUUCCCUCUUAAAUGGUACAAGGGGCUCCUGUCAUUUAAAGAGUGGGUCACUGCUCUAGCAGGCUUCUGAAAGCUCAGUUCACCCAUUUUUGCUGGAAAAGUAAGGGACCAAGAGAGAGAACUGAAAGCCCCCCCCCCAAAAAAAACCCUCUUGGAGCAGUCCUGCAUUCCUGAUCUACAGAAUACUAUCAUUUCCAAACGUUCUAAGGCCACAAAACUUGAAUUAAUAUUGUAAAAUGCAUUGUAAUAAUAUCCCACAUAGCAUUAUCCUAUAAACUGUAUGCAUUUAGAUCUUCCAUUUUCUUAUUGGAGAUAAAACCUUGAUGCUUGAAAUGUUUAGGAUUUAAUGAACACAAUGCUACCUUUGUUCCCCAAUGACUUAAAUUUUUUAUUAGAUUAUGUUACCUCUUCAAACAGGCUGCAAGAUUUUGCAUCAGAUGUACUUCCUACACAGGCAGGUACUUAAUGCAUGUUUAAAAAAAUAUCUUCUUGUAUCAAGUGCUAAAUAAAAUACUAGUGGUACUAUAGAAUUCAGAAUUGAUGAGGUGUGCAGGCCUGGAGUGACAGCAAAGUAUUCAGGAUACUGAAGUUUAAAGCAGGCUAUAAACAUUAUUUAAUUAAACUGAGAAUCCGUUCACAUGAGGUGGGGCAGGGGCAGCUCCUAACAGACUCAGAGGAUGCUUUCAGUAAUCUGUGCAGGGGAAAUGUUGUCAUGAGAAAACGUGCUUUCUAGUCAUGAAUCUAAGCACCUGUGAACAAAUGGAGGUCAAGUUUUAAACUAUCACAUCUUACCUUUUGAUCUUUUUCACAUCCUCUUCCCUAACACAGGUAUCUAAUUACAGUUGCAACCUGGUUUAUAUAUUGUAUAUAUGGCAUCUUGUCCCAGUCUUCGUUUAUCUGAUUCACAGCAUUUAGAAAGGAUGUAGCUUCUAAGGGCUUCCUGCAUGUACAGUGGUUUUUGGUGGGUUUUUUUUUUUUUGGUAGUAUUAACUAGUAGAAUAUGUAAAUGACAGGGGACUUCCACACAUUCAGCAGCACGUAUGCAUGCUUUAAGGAGCCGCAACAGGAAGAGGUGUGAAGUAGCUCUAGGUAUUUAUUUAGGGUUACUCUGCAAACUUUAGAAAGACUGAAAGAUUAUACACAUCCAUUCUCUGGAUGAUUUAAAAUUUCUAAAUCUGAUACAAGUUUCCAGAAAACAUGUUGCCGCUGAAAUGCAGCCUUGUCCUAAACACCCACUCAAGCUGGUGUGUGAACACCAGUGAUAACACCAACUGCCAUGUGAUAGUUGGUUGCUUUAAAUAAGCUGUCAUAUGAACUGAGUGCUUAUCAACUAAUGCAGCUUGCCACGUACAUUUACUGUCACUGUUAUAAAUGGAGACUUUCUGCACAUUACAGCCUCCAUUUAAAGGCCAAUCCAAAUGGCCUUCCUCCAGAGCUUUGGAAAGUUACUUUUUGGAUUACAGUUCCUGAAUCCCUCAGCCAGCAACAACAACAUGUUGCAAGUGGUGCCAUCAGCUGGCUGAUGCUCUAUGCAGCUGUGAUAAUGCCCAAGGCAUCAUCCCCAUUUCAUGGCAAGCAUCCAUACUACUACCAGAUACGCUUGGUAUCAACUUCAGUGGCAUGUCCCUCAGUGUCCCCAUCUUGAUGACCCAUGGACUCAAAUAUCUUAAAUAUAUUAUAAUCACCAUGUAGGGAAACUUGUCUCCCUCCAAAUUCAUAGCAUGUAAAUUGGUGGUUGUACUGUAGACUUGAAGUAGUGGCACUUGGCACUUAGUGAGGGACAGUGAUCUCAGUAGCAUCAAUAUCACAGUUUUCGUGGCAAAUAUAUGGGAUAUAUUUAGGAGGUAGAAAGCAUAUUCCUUUCAUACACAUAGGGUGUAUCAGAGUCCUUUAUUAUCAGGUGCCAUUUUUUAAAAAAAUAAGCACUGAUAAUAGACUAAUCUGAAAUGAAUGAUUUGCUGAUGUUGGAUUAUCUAUUUAAAGGGCCAGUUCACAGAAAAGCCACACAAACUAUGUAUUUCCAUGUGGGUGAGCAAGGAUGAUCCAAAACGUUUUGCUGCCUGAGGUGGCAGCAUAUGGCACCCUCCAUCCUUAAAUCAAAGUGCAUAAUAUGUAAAACCAGUCAAUUUAUUUGGGCACCUGGGACAGAAAAUUUCUGACUUCCUUUAUGGCAGUUAAACACAAGAAUAAUCUUUCAAACAAUUAACAAUUUGUUGCCCUUCAUGACACAUAAAAUCUGCCAUGUGAGACAGCUGCUUCAUUCUGUAGUAAUAACAGGUCUUCCCCUGCCUGCUUGUACAUUCAGACAGCACAAGAAAAGGCGUGCCAUAUAUGCUAAUUUAUACAUGUGAAGUUGGAAGGUUCUAGGGCACGGUCAGUGCCCUCCAUUGUAUGGAGCACAGAUGGGUGGGCAAGCAUUUCUGCUACAGCUGUUAAUUAUUGGGGCCCAGUUGCUCCUCAGGCAGCCCUAGUCAAUAUGGUCAACAGUUACAUUUUCUUUCCACUCAGUUGAGGGGGCCGUGGUUGUGUGUACCACCCUUUUGAAUAAAUACCUUCUUACUAUUAUACAAACUAUUAUCAGGAUUCAUGCUGAUAAUAGUUUGUUAUCUUUUGUUACGGGUAGGCAUUUGCCCUUGGCAGCUAAGUUUGUGUUGGUCAUCAUAUUCCUCAGGGCAUAAAACACUGUGCCUUUAGAAAUCCACCUUACAUGGCAUUUUCUCGACAGCAAGAGUUCCUUCAUUACAUUAUAUGUGGUGCUUUCUCUUAAAUGUUAUUAAUAAUGGUGCUUUUUAAAAUAUCCUGAAAGCUAUUGGUCUCUGUAUAUAUUCCUGAGAGCUAAGCUGUACUUUUCAUUAAAAGGAACAUCUAUAUGUGCUGCAUAGCUUGAAAUCACAUCUGCUCAGGACUAUCAUGCAGCUCGGGCGUCAAAUAAGACAGAUGUUUUGUGCUGAAAAAGACAACUUGAAUCUCUCUACUAUAUGCUGAGUGUACUUCGUCUGUGUUCAGAGAUGUGUUAUUCAAUAUUCUGUAUACAUAUCAAUCAAAAGCAGUAAAGUUUUCUGCAAAGGAAAAGUUGAAUCAAGCCACAUACCUAAUCCUAGGAAAUACAGACUUUGAUCUUGA